This is a messenger RNA of Sclerotinia sclerotiorum 1980 UF-70, 1062 nucleotides long. RefSeq lists its product as hypothetical. Bases 1 to 1062 code for a protein of 353 amino acids. The transcript has 3 exons. The record is from RefSeq and is a predicted model, not a curated record. Gene Ontology annotation, molecular function: water channel activity. NCBI's taxonomy places the organism in Eukaryota, Fungi, Ascomycota, Leotiomycetes, Helotiales, Sclerotiniaceae. Gene Ontology annotation, biological process: transmembrane transport. Gene Ontology annotation, cellular component: plasma membrane.
AUGAGCAUGAGAAGUCCUACAAUUACACAACAUCCCCAACCAUUAAGGGCAAGUCCCGUAUCAAAUGAGGAUGAUGAAGUUCAAAUCCGUUUGGACGAUAGCCGAUAUCAUAUUGUCGCUGUUAUUGGAGAAUUGAUCGGGACGACACUUUUUCUUUUCUUUGGCUAUGCAGGUAUUGAGGUUACGAGACUUCAAGGUCGUGAGCCACCAGAUCUCGAGGUCUUGUUCUAUAUAUCAGCAACUUUUGGAGCCAGUCUUAUGGUUACCGCUUGGAUAUUUUUUCGCAUUAGUGGAGGAUUGUUUAAUCCAGCCGUAACAUUGGCACUUGCCUUACUAAAAGCCGUGUCACCAGUUCGUGCUGUUCUUCUUGUCAUCACACAACUUGGCGCUUCAUGUUUAGCAGCUAUUCUCGUAAAAGAGAUUUUCCCGAAUCAACUUGGCGUCGGCACCUCACUUGGGAGCGGCACUUCAACGGCUCAAGGGUUCGUUAUCGAGGCUAUUACUACAGCAGCUUUGAUCUUCACUAUCAUAAUGUUAGCAGUGGAGAAACACAAAGCUACAUUUGUAGCACCCAUUGGUAUUGGAUUGGCUCUAUUUGUUGCUCAUAUGGUGGCUGUUCCUUUUACUGGAGCAUCCUUGAAUCCAGCUCGUAGUUUUGGUCCAUCAGCGAUUGUUUGGAACUUUCCACGAGAACAUUGGAUAUAUUGGGUUGGACCACUUUUGGGAGCCGGGUUGGCAGUUCUCUUCUUCAGAUUAAUUAAGUUGCUGGAAUAUGAAAUGGCCAAUCCGGGACAGGAUGGAGAUCCUGAAAACGAUCCAACACAGAAUCCUGAACAUGAUGUUGCACAGCAUGCCAAUGAGAGAGAGGAAGAAGUGCUUGGAUUAAGUAAUGGAAAGUCGUGGUAUAGGGAUGAGUCUACUAGUGGAUCGAUGAGAAGGAAAGGUUCCGUCAACAGUUUCAUAGGAAAUAGGAGAUCGAUGGAUCGAAUGGGUGAAAUGUGGGGGAGAUUAGAUGAUGUGGAAGCUCAAUGGCGAAGACAACAAUAUGGUAAUUUUAUAUAA